This is a messenger RNA of Lemur catta (Ring-tailed lemur), 4524 nucleotides long. RefSeq names its product solute carrier family 39 member 14 (gene SLC39A14). Gene Ontology annotation, molecular function: zinc ion transmembrane transporter activity. Lineage: Eukaryota; Metazoa; Chordata; Mammalia; Primates; Lemuridae. Gene Ontology annotation, biological process: intracellular zinc ion homeostasis; zinc ion import across plasma membrane. Bases 138 to 1607 code for a protein of 489 amino acids. The transcript has 9 exons. The record is from RefSeq and is a predicted model, not a curated record. Gene Ontology annotation, cellular component: membrane.
GAGGGGGGUCGGGCGCGCGGUGGCUGCGCGGACGCACGGACCGAGCCGCUCGUGCCGCUGCGGGCCGUCCGGGGCCUUGCGGGAGAGGCUGCGCCGGCCGGCUGCCGUCCUCGGGGGCGCCAGGCUGAUCUGUCGCCAUGAAGCUGCUGCACCCAGCCUUCCGCAGUGGCCUGCUGCUGGCCCUGCUCAGCCUAUGGAGAGCUGCACCGGAGGCUCACGCUGCGUCCGCGGGCGUGCCAGCCAUCAGCGCCUCCGCGUUCCUGCAGGACCUCAUGCAUCGCUAUGGCGAGGGUGACAGCCUCACUCUGCAGCAGCUGAAGGCCCUGCUCAACCACCUGGACGUGGGAGUGGGCCGGAAGAAUGUCAGCCAGCCCGUGCAUGGCCAGAGGAACCUAUCAACGUGCUUCGGUUCCGGAGACCUCUUUGCUGCCCACAAUUUCAGCGAGCGGUCGCGGAUCGGGAGGAGCGAGUUCCAGGAGUUCUGCCCCACCAUCCUCCAGCAGCUGGACUCCCGGGCCUGCACCUCCGAGAACCAGGAGAACGAGGAGAACGAGCAGACGGAGGAGGGGAGGCCGAGCACGGUGGAAGUGUGGGGAUACGGUCUCCUCUGUGUGACCAUCAUCUCCCUCUGCUCGCUCAUGGGGGCCAGCGUGGUGCCCUUCAUGAAGAAGACCUUUUACAAGAGGCUGCUGCUCUACUUCAUAGCUCUGGCGAUUGGCACCCUCUACUCCAACGCCCUCUUCCAGCUCAUCCCCGAGGCUUUUGGUUUCAACCCUCUGGAAGAUUAUUAUGUCUCCAAGUCUGCAGUGGUGUUUGGGGGCUUUUAUCUUUUCUUUUUCACAGAGAAGAUCUUGAAGAUGCUUCUUAAGCAGAAAAAUGAGCAUCAGGGACAUAGCCAUUAUGCCUCUGAGACGCUGUCUUCCAAGAAGGACCAGGAGGAGGGCGUGACGGAGAAGCUGCAGAACGGGGACCUGGACCACAUGAUCCCCCCGCACUGCAACAGUGAGCCUGACAGCAAGGGCCCUGCCGCGGAUGAGAAGGUCAUCGUUGGCUCGCUCUCCGUGCAGGACCUGCAGGCUUCCCAGAGCACCUGUUACUGGCUGAAAGGCGUCCGCUACUCUCACAUCGGCACUCUGGCCUGGAUGAUCACCCUGAGCGAUGGCCUCCACAACUUCAUCGAUGGCCUGGCCAUCGGCGCCUCCUUCACUGUGUCUGUUUUCCAAGGCAUCAGCACCUCGGUGGCCAUCCUCUGUGAGGAGUUCCCGCACGAGCUGGGAGACUUCGUCAUCCUGCUCAACGCAGGCAUGAGCAUCCAGCAAGCUCUCUUUUUCAACUUCCUCUCCGCCUGCUGCUGCUACGUGGGUUUGGCCUUUGGCAUCCUGGCUGGCAGCCACUUCUCUGCCAACUGGAUUUUUGCGCUGGCUGGAGGAAUGUUUUUGUAUAUUUCUCUGGCUGAUAUGUUCCCUGAGAUGAACGAGGUCUGCCAAGAGGAUGAAAGGAAGGGCAGCAUCUUCAUGCCCUUCAUCAUCCAGAACCUGGGGCUCUUGACCGGAUUCGCCAUCAUGCUGGUCCUCACCAUGUACUCAGGGCAGAUCCAGAUCGGGUAGGGCCUGGGCCGCCCCAUCCCUGGCCAAAGGCCUCCACAUCCACGAAGCACCACGGAAGAGGCAGUUCUAUCAAAAACCGACAUGGACUGUAUUCCUGCAUUCAAAUGUCAGCUGUUUUUAAAAUGCUCUAUCCUAGGAAUAAGCCGCCCUGGUAACCAGUCUCUAGGUAGUGCCUCUCACCCUCUCCUCUCCUCCUUUCCUCACGGUGACUCUGGAACCUGAAUGCAGCUUCCAAGACAAGCCUGACUUUUUUCUCUGAUCACCCUGGCCUCUUGCUCUUGGAACCAAUGCCGAAAGAUUUUGAAUCCUUUCCCCAACAAUGCAAAAAUAUAGCCAGUGGUUAAACUCGGUUAGAAAUAUCUCAAGAGGUGAAUCCAUAGUUUGGGGCCCAUGGAUCUUAAGUGGACCUCAGGCUGGCCAAUCUUGAACUGGGUUUACCUGUCUGGUCUCACAGGGAAGAGACAGGACACAGGAAUCCUUCCCAUUUUUUUAAUGUCUGUUCAGUUGCCUAUUCUAAAAGAGAACAGAAAAUCAGAACAGGGGAGUAGGUGGGAGAGGGGGCAGGGGUCUUCCCGAGUGAGAGGGGAAGUGGAACCCACGAUGCAAGUCUUGUGAGCAGGCUCACUGGUUCUGUGGCCGCACCUGGUGUCGCAUGGCUGUCCGGGUGAGCUCACAUGCAGGCGUAGUUGCCCGGGCCUCCUCUUCCAGGUCAACACCGACAGAACGGAGGGUCAGGAGCUCUGCAAGAAAACACUUGGUUUUGGUGUGCUUUCCACCUCUCCUCCCCCUCUCCCAUCUCCUAAGAGACCUCGCUGCCUCCCUAGAGCACAUUUUGAGCACAUUUAAGAUGUUUGCAACAGAGGGGAGACUGCACAAACUAUCCUCCCCUGACUUGUAGAAUCAAAGUUUAGUUUAUGAACAGGGAUUGGAAAUCAGACAUGGGAUCAGCGCAGGCAAAAUUUAGGAUUUGCUAAUUACAUAGGUAAAAGUACGAAUGACAGGGGACGCUGCAAUGUAGUAAGGUCAGAAACCUGGGCUGGGGCCCCGGUGGUUAUGCUGCCAAUGAGUUUUAAAGGUCUUCUCUAGGUUCCCACUUCCUCUCUCCCCAAACGAAACACGUCGAAUCGUGUAUCGAAUUGAAUAUGAAUUGCUCUAAUCCUCUCCAGAAAAUGGCCGGGUAGACUUGUCCGUGAACCUGCAGGCCGGCCUCGGGCGCUGUGGAACUCACUGCAGAACUCUGGCUUCACGGGGAGCUCAUCUCCAAUUCACUAGGUGAAUUGAUUUAUUAUUAUCAUAUUGAUAAUGCGAGAUUCUUUAGCCACUUUGGGGAGCCCGUCUCUCCAGAAGCCUUUCUUAGUGGUGCCCACAGCCGUGGCCGAGGGGCCAUGUUCGCAAACGGACUCCUGUGUGUGACCGACGGGCGUGCCGGUUCGUCGCCAACACCUGCGUUUUUCUGUCCUGGCACAGAAAAACUGUCCACUCUCAGUAAUUAAAAGCAGCAUCUAUUUUGUUUUCUUCUUCUUGGGAAACAUCUCUCAAACCAGGAAUAUUCUUGAAAAGAACAUGAGCAGGAAAACUGCUAGUGGUACUUUAUAGAUUUUUCUCCUUGCCUUGCCUGUUGACGUCAGUAGAUUUGGGAAUAGGCCGGAGGAGGAGGAAAACCUCAGUGAUUGAGAUUCUAGAUUAAAUGUCAGGACUGACUCCUGAUGGGAUUAUGGUCCAGUUUUUACCAAAGAACCAAUUCCUUGAAUGUUGGAAUCUAACUUUUUAUAUUAUUAUUAUUGUUGCUAUUGUUUUAGAAUGAUUCCUCAUCUUUUCUGUUUUACUUUUCUCAAACCGCUUUCAGGAGCUAGCAGAAAAUAACCCUCAAAAAGUUUAAGACUCUGGAACAUUUUUGCUUUCUACUUAACUCACAUUCAUGUAUUAAAUUGAUAAUGUUAGCAUUCCCUAUAGAGCCUGCCAUUCCUUAAAAAUACCCUUUGGGAGUAGAAUACGAAGAGUUAGAGUUGAGUGGGUUUCUAGUUUAGGAGAUGAGCUCAAAAAUAUAAUCUUUAAUAAACUGAAACAUAAAAUAUGAAAUAGCAGGGGGGUUUCCCUUUUUGUGCACACCUAUAUUAACUUAAGAAACUUCCUUUCAUGGACAGCUGCUCAAAGGGGAAUCCUCUUUAAACUGUAAUUGGAGCAGAGGUCAGUCCGAGUCGGAGCUUAGGAGGGGUGGAGACAUUCAGAUCACCCGGCUGAUUAGAAGUUGCGAUUGGCAACAGAUUUGCCUCGUGAGUUGAAAAUGUGGCAAUUUCUUUUUGACUUUGAAAUGUUGAAUUUGCUGUUUUAAGCAUUUGUACAUAUUAGAAGUCUGAGGGGUCGCAAGUUGUUGACAGGAGGACUUCUGUCACCCCUGCCAUUAGCAGCUUCAGCCUCUCUUUUUUUUGGAUGGACCCGCUCCUGCUAAUGUUAGCAAGGAAAGCAUGUCACAUACAGGAACGGCAAGCCAGGGACAGGGGCUCUGCUACUUCUCACCUUCCCGCUUAGUGGGCAGGUCGCCACUGUCCUUGUCCCUAAAGGAAUAGCUCCAGUGUCAACUUGGAGCUCUUCCUUACUGGUCCUUCACUUUGGGUGUAAAAAAGAAGGCUCCUCUGUUUGGGUAACCUAAGACCUGCUUUCAGUAAGUCCUCUUCCAAAGAGAUGGUAAUGUGCUGGAAAUCUGCUUUAAAAAAAAAAAAAAAAGUCUGAUUUUUACAAGAGAGGUUAGGAUUUUAUUCUUCUUAUUUCCCUUUACAGUUCUGCAAUUCCAUCACAGUAUUUUUUUAAAUAACUCAGGUGUUAUGAGAAGAAAUUAGAAAAGAAAAUUAACUUAUGUGGACUGUAAAUGUUUUAUUUGUAAGAUUCUAUAAAUAAAGCUAUAUUCUGUAAUUGUUGA